Messenger RNA from Triticum aestivum (bread wheat), 3040 nucleotides. RefSeq names its product type I inositol polyphosphate 5-phosphatase 10. Lineage: Eukaryota; Viridiplantae; Streptophyta; Magnoliopsida; Poales; Poaceae. The coding region runs from base 1116 to 2843 and encodes 575 amino acids. The transcript has 7 exons. The record is from RefSeq and is a predicted model, not a curated record. Gene Ontology annotation, biological process: phosphatidylinositol dephosphorylation. Gene Ontology annotation, molecular function: phosphatidylinositol-4,5-bisphosphate 5-phosphatase activity; inositol-polyphosphate 5-phosphatase activity; phosphatidylinositol-3,4,5-trisphosphate 5-phosphatase activity.
UGGCUAAGCCUGUCCUCUUUUCUUCUGUUUCAUCUGUAUAUGCUUUGUCCCGUGGUAUUGAUCCGGUUCUCAUCUACACUCCUGCGGUAUCCAGUGGAGAAUUGAACUUGAUCAUUCGUAAAUCGUAAUUGUGGUUUGGUAUCCGCGCUUGUCAUUUUGAACUCUUCCUGCAUGCUGCAGUUCACCGAUUUUUCUAUGAAUACUUUACUUUAAUUUAUGUUCUCUUGGGGGCAUCGAUCGACCCCCCUCUUCUUUGGACGCUUCCAAGGCCAAAACGGCUGCCUCGGGGAAUCAGUGUGGUCUCCUUCCCCCCCUUCUUGGUUUUGGCGUGUAAUUGGACAGACAAUAAUACCAAAUAUCGCACUCUGUUACGAAUUUAAAAAGUGCAACUCCGUUUGUUUGUUCCUGUUGUACACUUGUACUAUCUAACAUUUUUUUCUCAAAAGUUUCAAUUUUUAUGUUUAUUACAGUUCCUAGAGCCUGCCUCACCUUACCACUUGCUGGAUGGUUCCAAAGAGCUGUUAAACACAGCUCUAUGCUGUUUCAUGACAGCUUUGGUUUGAGCUGGUUAAUCUAUUCAAUUUGGAACUUUUCCUAAUUACUUGGAAAAGGCUGGUCAACCUCCAUCGCCUUCUAUACCUUGAGCUUGCCAACAUAAUUUACAAGACCUAUUACACACAUACACACUUCCCUUCUCUCGACGAAAAAAAGGCGAUAUCUUGUCUCAAGGAAUUCUUUUUCCAUUUGUAGCUAGGCCUUUUGGCUUCAUACGUUUGGUUGCCAUUCCAAAUAUAUGAUCAGAGUUUCUUUGCAACGGCGGUUUAGUUCUUGCGAGGAAUCAGGAUGCAGGUUGUUACAACAUGAUUGCUAGUGUGCUAACAAAUGUGUGAAUUCCACGGGUAGUCAUGUCAUGUCCAUAUCACAUUGUUUUGAGGAGUUUACUUUCUGCGGUUUCCUUUCGUUAUCAUUGGUUUGUUGAAAUUUUCUGAAACUUGUUUUUGUGCCGUGACCGUGGCAGCAGCACUAGCAUCGCCCCAGUUGGAACUUCCAAUGGCUGCUUUAAAUUUCUUCAGGAAUUAGAUUAGGUCUCCUCUGCUAAGUAAUUGCUUUGGCACAUGAGCCAUUCAUUUGAUGCUGGAAGAAGAAGCUGGGCUCAGAAAAUGGACCAGAAAACCAACAGGAGGAAGAAGUCUCCCUUUGGAAGGAUUCCUACUGUGAAGGGUAGGAACUCUUCAUCGAGGUACGGUGCUGAGCACUCUAUGAACACUACAGUUGAUUUGAGAGAGAGUCCAGAGCACUCACCGAUGGCUUCGCCUUCAGCAUCAUCUUCAUCCUUCUUCAAAAGUACAAGCCUAAAAUUCAGCAACUACAGUUCUCCUGUAUCAACCAGCACGCAUAUUGAGUCUUUUAGGGUAUUUGCAGCAACAUGGAACGUCGCCGGAAAGACUCCAGAUAUGGAGCUGAAUCUGAAUGACUUCCUGCCUUCUGAUGACCAUUCAGAUGUUUAUGUUCUAGGAUUCCAAGAGGUCGUCCCUCUCAACGCCGGGAACGUGCUUGUGAUCGAGGACAACGAGCCGGCGUCGAGAUGGCUCGCGCUCAUCAACCAGGCGCUCAACCGGACUUCGUCGUCGCCGCCGGCUAGCCGGUCCUUCAGCCAGUCCGCCUCUCCUGCUUCGGCACUCCACACGGCGAGCUCCAGCCCGCUCGACCCAUCGCAGUUUCAUAAGAAUGGGUCCUCCCCCAGAGAGGUUCGCCGCGCCGCCAUCACCCGCGGCCGCCGGCUCAAGUCAUGCACUUGCCCCACAGAGAGGCCGCCCCGGCGCCGGCCGUACUCCAAAUCGUCGUCGUCCUGCCUGAUGAUGCGCUGCGGCAGCAGCAAAAACCGGCGCCGGUAUGCUGUCGAGGGCGACACGACGACGUCAGACGAGGAGGACAUGGACGUCGUCGUGGACGGCGGUGGGGAGGCAUCGUCCAUGGCGUCCGACGCCACGCUGUUGCUGCAGCCGGCGGCGGCGAACCUGCAGAGGAGGUACUGCCUGGUGGCGUGCAAGCAGAUGGUGGGUCUCUUCGCAACGGUGUGGGCGCGGCGGGAGCUGGUGGCGCACAUCGGCCACGUCCGGCUCAGCUGCGUCGGCCGCGGCAUCAUGGGCCGCCUUGGCAACAAAGGGUGCAUCUCCGUGAGCAUGUCGCUGCACCAGACGUCCCUCUGCUUCGUGUGCAGCCACCUCGCCUCUGGCGAGAAGGACGGCGACGAGCUCCGCCGCAACUCCGACGUCGUCGAGAUCCUCAAGAACACCCAGUUCCGCCGCGUCUGCAAGCGCUCCGGCCGGCGCAUCCCGGAACGAAUCCUCGACCACGAUCGCGUGAUCUGGCUCGGCGACCUGAAUUACCGGAUCGCGCUGAGCUACGCGGAGGCGAAGAAGUUGGUGGACACCGGCGAUUGGGCGGCGCUGUUCGAGAAGGAUCAGCUCAAGACGGAGAGGGAGGGCGGGGUGUUCCGCGGGUGGAGCGAGGGCGUCAUCUCCUUCGCGCCGACGUACAAGUACUCGUGGAACUCCGACAGCUACUACGUAGGCGAGGACGACGACGGCGCGGCGUCGAAGAAGAAGACGAAGCGGAGGACGCCGGCGUGGUGCGACCGGAUCCUUUGGCGCGGCGACGGGAUCGUGCAGGUGGCGUACGUCCGCGGGGAGUCCAAGUUCUCCGACCACCGCCCCGUGUGCGGUGCAUUCAUCGUCGAGAUCGCCGUCCUCGACGGCGCGGCCAAGAUGGUGAAGCUCGUCGCGGCAACCGCCAGCAUGAAGGUCGGAGCGGAGGAGCUCCUCCUACCUCGGCAACCGUAGCGAGAAUCAGCCAUCGAUUUGCGCAAGUUGGGGCCAAAGAAGCUCAUCGCAUCGCAUCUCGUUGCGUACGCCACUGAUAAUCUAGGAGAUAGGUCGGCGCGUACUGAUGCGUGAACCGCUGUUGUUUCUUUGUGCUUUCAAGAUUCAGUUCUGACGCCAAAUGCUAUAGAAACUAAAUCGCUCUCUCUGACACCAAA